Spodoptera litura is the source of this 1780-nucleotide messenger RNA. RefSeq lists its product as uncharacterized. Lineage: Eukaryota; Metazoa; Arthropoda; Insecta; Lepidoptera; Noctuidae. The record is from RefSeq and is a predicted model, not a curated record.
UUCAUUGAUAGAUUUCCCCCGUCAAAAAAAAAGCCAUGAUUCACUAAGUUUUGAGUUCGGUAAUCUAAUCUAAAUGUAAGGUUCGGUAAUAUAUGAUACCAAAUUUUUGUUUUUUCGAAAUUCUCGGCUUGUAUUCCGAAAUAGUGUUCAGUGGGAGAGCUUUAUCUUAUGUUACAAAAUUAUCAUGGCACUUCUCUGCUGAUCCCUUUAGGAGACAAAAAGCGUAAUGUUACGUUACACACAGCAAUGUGUCAGUAGGCCAUUCAAUGUUUAUUAAACUCAGUUAUCUUGUAAAACAUUGUCUUAGAUAAUAUCCAUCUUAUUUCGUUUUAUUUUUGUUUCCGCAAUCACAUUUCACCUCUUCACCUCGGGAAAAACUAGUAAAUACGAUAUAAAGAUACUUACCCAAAUUAUUCAUGUAGGUACCUAUUACCCUAUAAAUUCGGGUAGUCAACAAGUAAACAUUAAAAUUGCGAACCUCUGGUUUAUAAAUUAUUUUAAAAUAAUUACACUUAUAUUUGUAUUGUUUUGAUGUGUUGAAUUAAAUAGUAAUCAGUGCCACCUGCCUGCCAAGUGUUUUCAACCAGUUACAGAAGCAUUAUAUGUCACUUAACCCUAUACAUAACUUGCACUUGGUUAUAUCAUGGAAGAGGUCCCACGUCUAGUGUCUGAGAUGACCAGCAUGUUUAAAAAACGCAUGGCUGACUUCGAGCGGCAGCAGAGAGAUAACGCAGGCGCAGCAAAUGAAGCCACACCAGUGCUCUCAGCAGAGUUCACAGCGUUCCGGAGCUUUAUUAUGCAGUUUCUCUGUGUAUUCCAACAGCAAGUGAGCUUCAUGGUGCAGAGUAUGGACGAUAUGCAGAUGCGCAGCCGGCGUAAAAUACUUCUUCUGCAUGGUGUGCCUGAGUCAGAUGCAAAGGAGGAAGAUACUAAGCAAGUGGUGGUAAAAGUUGUCAAGGACCGCCUUAAGCUUGAUAUAAAACCAACAGACGUCAAGCGGUGCCACCGUAUGGGGCGAACCUCACAAAAGGCUCGACCCAUCUUGCUCAAGCUGCAUGAUGUGGCUCUCCGCGAUAACAUCUGGCGUGGCAAAACAAAGUGCAAGGGCUCGGGUGUUACAAUCUCGGAGUUCUUGACAAAGACCCGACACAGCGUCUUUAUGGAGGCUCGGGAGAAGUUCGGCGUCAGUCAGUGCUGGACGAGGGAAGGCAUUAUAUUUGUCCUUGACUCAAAAGGUGUUCGACAUCGAUUGACUUCCAGGAACGACCUCGAUACUAUCGUUCUCCAACAACCUGAGCAAGGUGCUGCUGAACCUGUCGUUGCAGCUACUGGAAAGGUGGUGCCCAAGGCAAGGCGUGCAGCAUCUCGAAAAUAAGUAUUUUCUUUAGUUACAUUUUCUUGAUUUUCUGUAGGUAGUCUGGGUAAAUUAGUUGCUUUUAUUAAAUGGUAUUAAUUGUCGUAUCACCUUCACUUUAACUUUAUGUAUUUUCUAACUUGUACUCAGAUACGGUAGUAGUAUUAUUUUAUUUAUUUACAUGUAAUUUUUGUUUUCGUAACUCAUACUACUAUCAUUGUCACUCAUGUCAUCCGUCACUGUCAUGCAGAUUAUAAACUUAUUUUUGGUCAUAAUUUUUUUUUUUUUCUUUCUACUCUUUGAUUCAUUGUGGUCCAUAGAUUUCAUAGAUGUUUAUAAAGAUUUUCAUACAACUGUCAUUGGUACUUAGCAGCGUUUCGUUCCACGUACUGCAUGCGCUCGCAACAUGUAAUGUUAAUAAUUUUU